ACGCUUCACAUCUUUAUCAAUAGUAAAUGUCGAAUAAAGAGACAGAAAUUUUCUUAGUUUCAACCAAAAUAUGGAUGAUAGUAGUCGUAACAUUGAAAAAUACAGAUGGGGUACAAAAUGCGUACCUCAGAGGUACAAAAGGCUCGAAUGGGGUACGGCUGGCAACCCUGGAAUAGACUAAAACUAAAGUUGUAUCUUUUUCCUGUUAAAUUCGAAGAGAAAUGAACGUUUAAAAUGAAAAUUUAGAUGUUUUGAUGAUAAUAUGUUGUUCAACUCCAGUUGUAUUCUCACUACACUAACUACCAGAAAAGAUAGUUUAAUCGCAUAAAAGUAUAGAUAGAUCAGUACGAACAUAGCUCGAAGCAGCGAUAAGUAAAAUCAGCUUUCAACAUAUAAAACUAUAUAAUUAAGUUAAAAAGAAUUAAAAGGUGUAUACUAAAUUCGAAACAGAAAAAGAAGAAGAAUUCCAGAGAGCUGGAAAAUUCUAUGGAAAAUACUUUUUACGAAUUGUCCGAGAAAAUGAUUCCGUUAGAUGUUGGAAUUCGGCAUCCAACAUUUCCAAAUGAGAACGGUAAAGAACGAAUUCCGAAAAGAUGAAAAAUUGUUUUUGAGAAAAAGACAAUUUUCUCGAACAGUUGAACGCGUUCUCUACCAUUCCUUUUUGAAACGGUUUCCACUUUUUAAAAAAAUGUCUUUUUCUAAAAAAACGUUUUCUCUGAAAUUGGAACGCGUUCUACACUGUUUUUUUUUCUAUGAUUAUUUUUCACUGAUAUGCUAUUCAAUUCUAUCUAUUAAUCAAUAAAUACUUUAUUCAUAGUAAAAUAGCAUAUGUUGAACCGUUUUACGAUGUAAGUUAACCUAUCAUUUUCUUUGAAAAAUUCCGUUCAUUUUUUUUCUGUCUCUUGAGAGAUGAUAGAAAUAAAAUAUGUCGACUACAUAAUGAAGACAUAUCUUAUGAUACUGUCUUUACUCAGGAAGUCAUUUCAGACAAGUAUGUCAAGUUUGUGGAAACUAUGACAAGAAGAAUCUACUCAUGUUUUGUUACGUUCGUUUUUUUUUUUCAUUAACUGUUAUGAAGCUUCUCAUUUUCUUUCUGAAUUUAUGAUGAUUGCAUCAAAAAUAAAAAAUUCAGUAUUACAGUCAAUAUAAACGUUACUCUGAGAGUAUAGAGCAAUCUCUCAGUUUCAACUGAUACUUUUUUUUCAAUUAAAUUUCAAACUUUCGAUCUAAAUAAAUUAAUAAUAACGUGAAUAAAAUAUUCUUUAUUUUUAAUCUAAAACUGAAUAUCUAAUUCGUAUUUUUCAUGUAUUCUUUGCGGUAAAUCUUUAUUACUAUGUCAAGAGAAGUAUAUUAAAAGAGCUAAGAUAUUUAUUUUCAUAGAUAGCAUGUUUUUAUAUUAUUCGUGUUUGAUAGCUAAUGUUCAAAACAAAUUUACAAUCUUAUACGAUUAGUUGACUUUCUUAGUGUCUGCUAUUUCUUCUUUAUUGCGGAGAAAAUGUAGUAUGUGAGUGAGAAACAGCAAGUAAAUCUAUUAAUAUUAUAUUCCAUCAAGACACCAUGUUUUUACUGUGUCGAUGAAACAUAGUUCAUACAGAAAAUUUAUUUUAGACUAUAGACAACUUGAAUGAAGAUCAAAUUUUAUAACAUGAUUUUCUAACAAAGAGAAAAGAAGUAGUAACGCCUAGUUCAUACUCUAUUUCGAUAGAAAUAAAUCACAAAUACUGUUUGAUAAGUUCCAUCAUAGUUCAAUUAGUUCUAUUCCAAUGUAUUGCUUACAUGUUUCAAGAUUAAUUUGUUUAAAAAAAUCGAUAGUUCAAGUAAAACUUUUUUCCACUGAUUCAUAAAUAUCCGCAAUCAUUUUUUUGUAGCUUUUAUUUAUAAUUAAUUACUGUUUCUUUUUUUUUUAUAUAUGCAGCAAUAUAAAACUGAUAAAAUUUACUAAUAUCGAAUUAAUUUUUAGAAAAAUCCAAACAAAUAUCACCGUUUUUCUUCUAUAAUAACAGAUCAAAUCUAAUCCAUAUAAUAUGAAAAACUUUCUGUUGACAUUUAUUCUAUUAUCAGCGAUAAUUUCAAUUCAUGGAACAUUAUUCGAUUCCUUUCAUUGUAAAGCAGCCACUUGCCAUGAAUUUUAUUAUGGCUUAAAGAAUUUCCCCAAUCAAAAACACUAUGUUAAUGUAUGUUAUAAUACUGUACGGUCUAUUGAAAAUAUAUCAAAGAGGUAUGACAAAUGUUUUGAUGAAAGAACAGCAAAAUUUAAUCCACCAUGUAUUUAUGCAUUAGCAACAACGAUGAAAAGGUGUAUAAUUGGAUUGAGCGGUGUACCAGAAUAUUAUGCACGAUACCAUUGUGGUUAUAGGCUUAUGCAAAAUUGUGCUAAAAAUAUUGGUCUUGAACGAUUUCCAUAUAACAUCGAAUAUCAACGACUUGAUGAUGCUUAA
This is a messenger RNA of Rotaria socialis, 2438 nucleotides long. Lineage: Eukaryota; Metazoa; Rotifera; Eurotatoria; Philodinida; Philodinidae. The record is from the annotation of a GenBank genome assembly.